Messenger RNA from Phytophthora sojae, 1074 nucleotides. RefSeq lists its product as hypothetical. The transcript has a single exon. The record is from RefSeq and is a predicted model, not a curated record. Lineage: Eukaryota; Oomycota; Peronosporomycetes; Peronosporales; Peronosporaceae. Bases 1 to 1074 code for a protein of 357 amino acids.
AUGAGCGCGGAGGCUGGCGUGACGUGGAGCAAGGAGGAGGUGAUCAAGGCCUUCGAGGACGCGGGCAACCUCAAGUUCCUGGAGCACAUCAACCUGUCCAACACGGCCAAGUGCUCGGAGGACGCGCCCGCGUACAUCUUCUACAUGCGCGGCCUGCAGUGCUCGCGCGACCCGCGACUGGCCUACCACUUCUGGGCCAACUUCGCCGGCCGCCACCAGUUCCACCUGUUCACGGGCCAGCCUAAGGACGAGUGCAUCAACGCCGCCAUCUACCUGUACGUGCCCGACCUGGACGACAUCGAGAAGAGCCUCGCGGCCGUGGCCGACGAGCUCAAGGGCACCAAGUUCGCCUUCGAGCGCAUCAACCGCGGCGCCGAGACCACGCGCGAGUACCCGCAGGAGAAGUGGCACGAGAUGUUCGACACGACCAAGUACGACCACCUCAAGGUGAACGACCCGUACGGCAACGAGCUGCGUCUGAACGUGACGCCGCGCAACUACGAGUCCAUCAACAAGUCGCUAGGCAAGACGCUGCCCGUGACCAACGACGUGGAGGGUGUGGCUCAGGGCUUCCCCUUCCUGGUGUACCCGUGCCGUCCGGGCAUCGCUCAGGGCAUCUCCCGCUUCUUUGAGCACUACCUGGAGGCCAAGACCGUGGUGACGAAGAAGGAGGGCAACGAGGAGGGUCUCUACCGCACGACUGUGUUCUGCGGCCCGCUACAGGCUAUUGUCUUCGACGAACAGGAGUCCCAGCGCGACAGCAAGGGCGAGUACGACGGCCACCACGUGUGCAUCCACAUCGACCGCUUCAAGGAGUGCUACGACAAGGCCUUCAACGACCAGAUGAACUGGAACAACGUGCUGUUCUUCGACCGCUGCGACACGUGGUUCGAGGCCAACCGCGACCAGCAGUACCGCAUCCUGCACCUGGUGGAUCCCGUGGACAAGAAGUUCCUCAUGUCGUUCGAGAUGGAGAUCCGCACGGCGCAGCACUUCCGCUACCUGAUCCACCGCAGCGAUGUGACCCCCGAGGAGGAGGAGGCCAACGAGGUCCUCCGCAAGAAGAACCUGUAG